GGAAAUAUAUUUUAUUUUUAAGAAAGUAGAUGAAAUAGUAAUAAUUGUUUAUUAUAUGUGUUUAUUAGCUAUUGUCAAUAUAACACGCUGUCAUAUUACAUAGAAAAAUCUAUGUCAUUGAGAUAUUUAUUGGUUACAUUAAUAAAAAAAUAAACAUAAACAAAAAAAACUACUAACAUAAUACAUGAAUGAUAGUUAACUACUUGCAUGCGUAAAAAUGCAUUAAAUGUACGAUAACAUAGUUUCAUAUAAUAUUAAUACAAUUAUGGCAACUGAGAUGAAAGAUAAUUUAAUAGGUAUACAUGAAAAAGAAAAUAGUAAUCCACGUGCUAUAUUUUACAAAAAACCUAUUAAAAAAGACAAUUAUAAUUUAGAUGUGGAUAAUAUUGAUACUUCUCAAGAAAUAAGACGCCGACGGUUAUUACAAUUUCAAAAAAAAUGCAGAGAUAUUGCAUUUAAUGUUGGAAGAGGAAUAUUAGAAGAAGCAUUUAACUCAGAAGAAGAUGAAUGUGAAGAAGAAUUAGAAAUUGAGGAAACGAAUAAAAAAGGCUAUCAUUCUUUUAAACGCCAAUUUAAUCAAACAAAAUAUUAUGCAAAUCAAUUAAUGAUGUCUGAAUGGAUGUUGGAAGUACCUCAAGAUCUUUUAGGAAAAUGGAUUAUAGUUCCUUGUCCUCAAGGGAAAAGAACUCUGGUUGUUGCAUGUAAAGGUAUAACUAAAGCAUAUAAUAAACGAGGUAAUCGUCUUGGUAAAUUCUAUUCCGCACUUCCUGGUGGUAAUCCAUCUGAACAUAGAAGUAGUUGUACCAUUGUUGAUUGUUUGUGGAUAAAACAACAAAAGAUAUAUUAUAUUUUAGAUGUACUUGCAUGGUCUAAUCAAUCAUUAAUGAAUUGUGAUACUGAAUUUAGAUUUUUUUGGUUAAAAUCAAAAUUACAAGAAAUUGAAGAAUUACAUAAAAGGAAUACAUAUAAAAAUAGUUUUCCCAUGUUAUCUUUACCAAAUAUCAGUUGUGAUACUGAUAUAAGUUUAUCAUUAGCAAAUCUUCCAAAUUUAUAUCCCUUAGAUGGUUUACUAUUUUAUCAUAAAGAUGGACAAUAUACUAAAGGUCGUACUCCACUUGUAACAUGGUUAAAACCUUUUAUGUUAUCGGAAGUACUUGGUGUUUCUGUACCACCACCACUUGAUGAACAACCUGAUGGGUAUAUAGAUUUUGUACAUUACAUUCUUAAUUGUCGUGCUAAAAAAAGAAAAGAAGAAUCAGAAAAUCAAAUGGAUAUUGCAGAUGAAAAUUCCUAAAAUUUUACUUUAUUUUAUUUAUAUAAACGAACUUCUUAAGGAAGUGAAUUAUAAUUGACAUAUUGAAGAUGUUAAUAAUACUUAUAUUUUAUGAAUGUAACUUUUGUGUUGUACAAAUUUACUGGUAAUAGUAUUUGAAAUCUAACAUUAAUAUUUUAUACAAUCUGUGAUAUUUAAAAAAAUUAUACCAAAUCCGAAUAAAUUUAUAAAACAUA
Molecule: messenger RNA, 1509 nt
Organism: Apis mellifera (honey bee)
Lineage: Eukaryota; Metazoa; Arthropoda; Insecta; Hymenoptera; Apidae
Gene: Snup
Product: snurportin-1
Exons: 6
Coding region: 227-1294 (355 amino acids)
Biological process (GO): snRNA import into nucleus
Cellular component (GO): cytoplasm; nucleus
Source: RefSeq, a predicted model, not a curated record